UAGUGUAGUAGAAACAAGUUGUGCCUCAACGAAAUAAUGCAAAACCAGAGAGUGCUAUGGUUUUGGUCCCUUCUAUUCUCAUUUAUAUUAAGAAGCUCCACUUCACUAGACAAUAUAACUCCUGUUCAAUCCAUCACCGAUGGAGAGACAUUAAUUUCGCUUGGAGGAACCUUUGAACUUGGCUUCUACAGCCCCGGAAAUUCAAAUGGCCGAUACUUAGGCAUAUGGUACCAUAACAUAUUCCCUAAGGUAGUGGUGUGGGUGGCAAACAGAGAAAAACCCCUCAACAACACCUCAGGAGUUCUAAAACUCACCGGCGAAGGACUACUUGUCCUUGUUAAUCGCAGCAGCAACAGCAGCAUUGUGUGGUCCACCAACAUGUCAAGCAAAGUGGAAGAUAAAUGGAAUCCAGUUGCACAGCUCUUGGAGUCAGGAAACCUUGUUGUCAAAGAUGGCCAUAAUGGAGACCACUUUCUAUGGCAGAGCUUUGAUUAUCCUUGUGAUACUUCGUUGCCAGGAAUGAAGCUGGGAUGGGACCUUGGAACAGGUCUAGAGAGGACUCUAUCAUCUUCAAAAAGUAUCGAUGAUCCCGGCCGCGGACACUACACACUUAGAAUAGACCUUAGAGGUGAUCCACAAAUAGUUCUAAUGAAUGGAAAUGCCACAACAAUUAGAGUAGGGCCAUGGAAUGGGCUAAUGUUUUCAGGAGCUACAACUUAUUUGCGCUAUAGCCAAUUUUCAUCUCAAUUUGUUUUCAAUGAACAAGAAGUGUUUGUUAGGUUCAGACCGGAAAAUACAUCCAAAUAUAUUAGAGGUGUAGCGUACCCUUGGGGAGCUUUGCAGGUUUUGCAUUGGUCAAUACAAACCAGAGGCUGGGAGACCCUUAUUUCUAUACCGGAGGCCGAAUGUGACAAGUAUGCUAUUUGUGGUGCAAAUUCUAUUUGCAGUACUACUCCUACUCCUGUCUGUUCAUGCCUUGAAGGAUUUGCACCAAAAUAUCCUGGAAAAUGGAAGGAAUCUGAUUGGUCUGAUGGUUGUGUUAGGAUCACUCCUUUAAGUUGCAGCAGAGAUGGAUUCAAGAAGGUCACCGGCAUAGUGUUGCCGGACACGUCUUCUUCUUGGUAUAACAGGACCAUGAACCUGCUGGAAUGCAAGGAAUUCUGUCUGAAGAAUUGUUCUUGUACGGCAUAUUCCAAUUUGGAUAUCCGUGAUGGAGGAAGCGGUUGCUUGAUCUGGUUUCAUGAUCUUAUUGACAUUAGACAAGGGUCACAAGACUUCUAUAUCCGAAUAGGUAUGCUUCUUAUUUACAUUUUGUUUUUGAUUACCUGCAUUAUAAUUUCACAAUACAUAAUGUAA
Arachis ipaensis is the source of this 1356-nucleotide messenger RNA. NCBI's taxonomy places the organism in Eukaryota, Viridiplantae, Streptophyta, Magnoliopsida, Fabales, Fabaceae. The record is from RefSeq and is a predicted model, not a curated record.